AUGCCUUUCGUCAAUCAAGAAAUUGUUCUACAGAUUGAAUUUGAAAAACCAACUUCCCAGUCGUAUCAGGUGGGCAAUUUUUGUCAAGGAAGGCUGAAUCAUCAAGAGACAGAGGGAGGCACUUGA
This is a messenger RNA of Dictyostelium discoideum AX4, 126 nucleotides long. RefSeq lists its product as hypothetical. The coding region runs from base 1 to 126 and encodes 41 amino acids. NCBI's taxonomy places the organism in Eukaryota, Evosea, Eumycetozoa, Dictyosteliales, Dictyosteliaceae. The record is from RefSeq and is a predicted model, not a curated record. The transcript has a single exon.